UAGAACUAUUUGAGAUCAGACAGUGCUGGUGGUUUAUGACCAGCAAGUUAAAGGGGACUCACGUAGAAACGAGUUAUUAAUUAUAGCUUGAUUAAUAAACAAUUAAUUAGCCAUGCUGGACCGAAUUGUCUUCACAUCAACUUAAAGGUAAUGUAGAGCUAUUUGAAUCUCGCGAGGAAGACCGUCUGUCUCGCGAGGAGACGCUCCGUGCCGCGCGCAUCUUUCCGCGUGCGCUAACGGCAUACGGACGGAGCUUAGUGGGGGGGAGUCGGCCAUGCGUGGCGCGUGCUACACCAACCGCACUUUCGUGGACGACGACGGGCGCGCAGCGCGAGACGCACCGACACCCAGUGUGAAUUCUGACUGCUCCCAAAUGCUCAGUGGGGUUGUGCUCAAUGUUCAGGGACUGAAGAUGGCCACUGGUGAACAUGAUGUCCCACCCCUCCAGGGUCGUGCCCGCUUCCGAGAACUCUUGCUGGGUGACCAGCCAUGCCAAAGUGAGGACAGGGUACAUGUGGAGUUCUAUGUGGACGAGAACACCUUCAAGGAGAGGCUCAAACUAUACUUUAUUAAAAACCAGCGUUCUAGUCUGCGCAUCCGUAUCUUUAACUUCUGUCUAAAGGUUCUGACGUGUGUGCUUUACAUCAUACGAGUGAUGACCGAUAACCCAGCUCAUCUCCGCAACACAUGUAUGAAAUGCAACAACAUUUCUCAGAAUGAUGAGAUAAACUGGGAGCUAAUCUUGUGGGUGGACAGAAAAACUCCUGUGUGGGCAAUUCAGGUGAUAGUGGCAUCAAUCAGUUUCCUGGAGGCCAUGCUGCUCAUGUACCUCAGCUACAAGGGUAACAUCUGGGAGCAAAUAUUCCAGGUGGCAUUCUUACUGGAAAUGUUAAAUACCGUCCCCUUCAUAAUCACGAUCUUCUGGCCGACUCUGAGGAACCUCUUUAUCCCCGUCUUUCUCAACUGCUGGCUGGCCAAGCAUGCUCUGGAAAACAUGAUCAAUGACUUACACCGAGCCAUCCAGAGGACACACUCUGCCAUGUUUAAUCAGGUCCUGAUACUUAUCUGCACGCUGCUCUGCCUCGUCUUCACUGGCACGUGUGGGAUACAGCAUUUGGAGCGAGCUGGGAGAAACCGCCUCUCUCUCUUUAACGCUCUUUAUUUUUGCAUCGUCACUUUUUCCACUGUGGGUUUUGGUGAUGUGACGCCUCAGAUAUGGCCUUCACAGCUGCUUGUGGUGGUGAUGAUCUGUGUGGCAUUGGUGGUGCUUCCCUUACAGUUUGAAGAACUGAUUUAUCUAUGGAUGGAGAGGCAGAAGUCUGGCGGGAACUACAGCAGACAUCGCGCACAGACAGAGAAACAUGUUGUGCUCUGCGUCAGCUCCCUUAAAAUCGACCUACUCAUGGACUUCCUCAAUGAAUUCUAUGCUCACCCACACACACAGGAUUAUUAUGUGGUGAUCCUGUGCCCAUGUGAGGCUGACAGUCAAGUUAGAAGAGUUCUACAGAUUCCACUCUGGUCUCAGAGAGUCAUAUACCUGCAAGGUUCUGCUCUUAAAAACCAGGACCUCCUUCGAGCCAAGAUGGAUGAUGCAGAGGCUUGUUUUAUUCUCAGCAGCAGGAAUGAAGCGGAUCGAAUGGCUGCAGAUCAUCAAACCAUACUGAGAGCAUGGGCUGUAAAGGAUUUUGCCCCAAACUGCCCCCUCUAUGUCCAGAUCCUUAAACCUGAAAACAAGUUCCACGUCAAAUUUGCGGACCAUGUGGUGUGUGAGGAGGAGUUUAAGUAUGCGUUAUUAGCUCUGAACUGCCUGUGUCCGGCCACGUCCACGCUCGUCACUCUGCUCGUCCACACAUCCCGUGGACGGGAAGGUCAGCAGUCUCCUGAGGAGUGGCAGAGAAUGUACGGCCGCUGUUCUGGGAAUGAAGUCUAUCACAUCCGACUGAGUGACAGCAUGUUCUUCAGAGAGUUUGAGAAGAAGAGUUUUACCUAUGCUGCAUUCCAUGCACACAAAAAGUAUGGUGUGUGUUUGAUAGGAAUAAAGAGAGAAGAUAAUAAAAUCAUCCUGCUGAAUCCCGGUCCCCGUCAUCUAAUGGCUGCUGGAGACACCUGCUACUACAUCAACAUCACUAAGGAGGAAAACUCUGCAUUUACGGUCAGACAGGAAACGCAUCACAGGAAGAAACAUGGAAACAGUAACAUUUUAAACAGCCCCUCUGAGCUCCCUGUGCACAGUAUCAUUGCUAGCAUGGGGACCGUUGCAAUGGACUUUCAGAACACUAGCCCUUCUGGAAACACUGCCAAACUGGCACCACCCUCAGAGAAUGGACCAGAAAGCCGGCGUACCAGCAUUGCACCUGUUCUGGAGGUUGCAGACUCUGCCUCCUUACUGCCAUGUGACCUUCUUAGUGACCAAUCAGAAGAUGAAACUGCACACUCAGAUGAGGAUGUUCCUUCUGUCUCUGAGUGUGUAAAGGGUUAUCCUCCUAACUCACCCUACAUAGGCAGCUCACCAACACUGUGCCACCUCCUGCUCAAUAAAGCCCCGUUCUGCUGCCUGCGCCUUGACCAGGCAUGUGAGCAUGUUAGCUUUGAGGAAGCUAAAGCAUAUGGCUUCAAAAACAAGCUCAUCAUUGUGUCAGCUGAGACGGCAGGAAACGGACUGUACAACUUCAUUGUGCCUCUGAGAGCCUAUUACAGACCCAGAAGAGAACUGAACCCGAUCGUACUGCUACUUGAAAAUCUGCCAGAUGAGCAUUUCUUGGAAGCCAUUUCCUGUUUCCCAAUGGUCUACUACAUGGUUGGAACCAUUGACAACUUGGACAACUUGUUACAGUGUGGGGUGCUGUAUGCUGAUAACCUGGUGGUGGUGGAUAAAGAGAGCACAAUGAGCGCUGAGGAGGAUUACAUGGCUGAUGCUAAAACUAUCGUCAAUGUUCAGACCAUGUUCAGGUUGUUCCCCAGUCUCAGUAUCAUUACUGAGCUGACUCAUCCAUCCAAUAUGCGCUUCAUGCAAUUCAGAGCAAAAGACAGCUACUCGCUGGCUCUGUCCAGACUAGAGAAGAAGGAGCGGGAUAAAGGUUCUAAUCUGGCCUUCAUGUUCCGUUUGCCGUUUGCCGCUGGCCGAGUCUUCAGCAUCAGUAUGCUGGAUACACUCCUCUACCAGUGUUUUGUGAAGGACUACAUGAUCUCGAUUACACGUCUGCUGUUGGGGCUCGACACCACACCCGGAUCAGGAUACCUGUGUGCUAUGCGUGUGCGUGAGUGUGACUUGUGGAUCCGCACAUAUGGAAGACUGUUCCAGAAGCUUUGCUCCACAAGCUCUGAGAUCCCUUUCGGAAUUUAUCGCACUGAGUCCCACAUGUUUUUGUCAUCUAAGUCCCAAUGUUCAGGUAGCGCAGAAGGCUGGGCAGACACCAGGGAGAAGGGGGAGGAGCCAAAAGUGUUGAUGCAUAGUUCUUCAGGAAGUGACCAACCAGAACACUCCCUCUUGAGGCGGAAGAGCAUGUACUGGACAAGGCGCCUGAGUAGGCGAGCCAUGAAGAGGAGCGACUCGAUUUUCUCCAGCCAGACCAAACAUGGCGUGUCCCGACUCUCGGAGAGGGCGGAGUUAACUGAGCUUGUCAGAAACCGUAUGCAGCACCUAGGCCUACACACAGGAUUCAAAGAUGUCACCAUUCUGACAGCCAGUGAUGUCAUGAACAGGGUCAAUUUAGGUUACUUACAAGGUGAGCUGAAUGACCAGCAGAACUCUCUGUCCUAUGUGCUCGUUAAUCCCGGCCCUGACACGCCUCUCCAGCUACAUGACGUCGUGUUCCUGAUUCGGCCUGAUCCACUGGCUCACAUUCCAGACGAGAACACAACUCGGACAAAUCAGAGCUAAACCACAUUUAACCAGCGCCAAUCAAAAACCUAAGACUGCCCUGAAAUGAAGUUUAAGUUUGGGUGUUUCUGUAACUUGCUGAAUCAUAACCAAGUGACACUAAGACAGAACUUCUCGGUCAAACCUGGUCCAACUGCUCAGUUUCCGAUCCUCUUACAUUUUAUUAUGUGAACAUGAAGUCCUCUAGCCAAGCAGCUUUAUGACCUGUUCAGCUGUAUGCAGUAUAAAUAAAAUUUCUUUUAGGCUUUUCAGUAAGCGAAAUCAUGUGUUUGCUCAACACAUUAUUAAUAAUGAUUUAGUAAUAAAAUAAAUGAUCAUUGGUAAUAAUAUGUAUUGAAAGUCAGUGCCAGGAAUGCUUUGUCCAUUUGUUUUUUUGCACAUCCUUAAACUCAUGUCCAGGAAUUUGUUCCAUUUUGUUCAUUUGGCUUAUCUGAAGCUCUAUCACAUCUAUCUUCUCUUUAAUUGACCUGGAGAUUUAGGCCUAUGUGUAGAACUGAUUACCAGUGGAACAUUGUAGGUUAGAAGGUUUCAUUCCAAGAUCUGUCCCAAAACACAGAUUAUAGUUACCCUUAGUACACCACUGUGUGAGGUAGAAAAAUGUGGUAUUUAGUACAGAUGUAUGCUUAGUGCUCUGGAAAAUGGUUGCUUAGUUACAAAAUGUGAUGGAUUUGUAAUGGUAUUACUCUGUACCGCACUGUUUAAUGUAGGAUCACUAACAGAUGUUUCGUUUUUUUAUUUGUAUUUUUUCCUCCCAGUUCUAACAGGAGGAUCAGUUGGACUGCAAAAAAAUCUCAGAAGUUGUGUCUCUGUUUUUGUCAGUCUUUGAUUUUAAUAAAAAGCGUGGUACAUGUUUAAAAGCAGAGAGAUUAUGAAACAGUAUUGUGCCUAUCAAUUAAACCAGAUGUGCCAAAACUACACAUCUUUCGAGAACUGCCAGACUAGGGGACAUGGAAACAAUGCGUUACAUUCAGUGAAUUUGGUUGCUUUGAUAUUUAUCUAUCAGACAUCUUUACUUUGAGGAUAGUCUAGCCUUCUGGGUAAAAACCGAGUAGUGGCACGACACACCACGGAUCUAUUUAACCUUUCCAAAUCCAUUGAUGAAAAUAGUAAACUGGUCUGGAGUUGGAACAUUUUAAAAAUAAUAAUAAUAAUAACCUGGAGAUAUCCAAAUGACUGUGCCUCUAUUUCAGUGUUGCUUUUAAAUCACCCUUGUUGGCAUCACUUAGUGGAAUUAUUGUUACCAAUCAGUUUAACAGCUGUUCCAUUAUUUUGUCAGUUUAAGUGACGUUUAUUAGAUGACCAGUUGAUGUCAAUCAAGUUAGCGUUAUUGUUAGGAGAUUGAAUGUAAAAUAGUGGGAUUAGUAGGAAUUAGUCAACUGUGAUCUCACUCAAAUUUGAGUGUCUUUAUGAUAAGAAAAUGUGUAUGUGUAUAUAUAUAUAUAUAGAGAGAGAGAGAGAGAGAGAGAGAGAGAGUUAUAUUUACAGCAUAUUUAUAUUUAUAUUCCAAGUCUGAAAUGUUUACUGUUGUGGUCUGAUCAGUAGAGGGCGCCAAUGAGUUUGAUUUCGGAACAGAAUUCAGGAACUUGUUACCUCAUAUUACUGCCUCCAGUAUUAGUACAGAACAAUGCUAUAAUGAUAUUAGUAAAAUAUAUAAACAUAUAUUCAUCAUAUUUUUAAUAAUUGUUUUAUAAAGAAUGGUUGCAAUCUAGCCAGGGUAAACUGAUCAGAGAUCAGUGUAAAAACUAACCAUGAUCCGUUCUGAGGAUUUGUUACACAUUCCAUUUGCUGCUGGUGAAGAUUAUACUUGAUCAAGUUAUUAUUAUUAUUAUUAUUAUUAUUAUUAUUAUUAUUAGAGGUAGUAUUAGUAGUAGUACUAUUAUUAUUCACUAUAUUUAUUGACCAGCAUCUACUUGUGUUAUAUUUGAGUAUUCAAAACCUUAUCAUUAUGAAACGGGUAAAUAUUUCAUUAUUCUUGACGUUUAUGUUGGUAAUUAAGAUUUUUGUUUUUUUCUUAAUUACUGCCUGUUCAUGGACUUUUAAUGUACAUUUAAACGUGUACUGUAGUAUUCAUUAGCAAUGUGGUAAGUUUGUAAGAUUUCUAUCACGUUUGUGUUUGUAAGAGUUGCUUUUGUGUUGUGAGAAUAGUCUUAGUACUCAGUUACAGAUAAAGAAUGUGAUAAACUGUGGUAAUUAAUGGUUGUUGAUUUCAGGAUAAACAUGUUGAUUUGCUCGUUUCUCAAUUGUGCUACUAGUGUCAAAAAUGUAAACUGUUAAUAAAAAUAGUUCUAGCUAAUAAUUGUGGAU
Molecule: messenger RNA, 6184 nt
Organism: Hemibagrus wyckioides
Lineage: Eukaryota; Metazoa; Chordata; Actinopteri; Siluriformes; Bagridae
Gene: kcnt1a
Product: potassium sodium-activated channel subfamily T member 1a
Exons: 31
Coding region: 275-3880 (1201 amino acids)
Biological process (GO): potassium ion transport
Cellular component (GO): membrane
Molecular function (GO): intracellular sodium-activated potassium channel activity
Source: RefSeq, a predicted model, not a curated record